Molecule: messenger RNA, 900 nt
Organism: Humulus lupulus (European hop)
Lineage: Eukaryota; Viridiplantae; Streptophyta; Magnoliopsida; Rosales; Cannabaceae
Product: replication protein A 70 kDa DNA-binding subunit B-like
Exons: 8
Coding region: 1-900 (299 amino acids)
Biological process (GO): DNA recombination; DNA repair; DNA replication
Cellular component (GO): nucleus
Molecular function (GO): DNA binding
Source: RefSeq, a predicted model, not a curated record
AUGCCAACCCAAGAUUUCUUAGCUGUUGCAAUCCAGAUUGAAUCAACAAAAGAGAUAACCACAAAAUUUCAACAACAAACAAUCCAAGAGAUAUAUCUUAUUGAUGAAAGUUUCAACCCAAUAAAAUUGACUAUGUGGGGUCGGUUUGUCCAAGACGAAUGCAAAACAAUAACAAAAAUUAUUGAAGAAUACCCAAUAAUAUUGGGAACACAAAUAGUUGUUCGAACAUAUAAAGGAUUGUCCUUAUCAUCACGUUCAUCAAGUACCUUUACAAUCAAUCCUCAAAUUCCAGAGGCAACUGCAUUGAAGCAAUGGGCGAAUAAUAAUACACUGAAAAUCAAAAGUAUCAUUGAAACGUCGUUGACACAUCUAUCUACUACUAUAUCAUCUAUUGGACUUAAAAAAACCGUCAAAAUUUGUGAUAUUCCCCGUGCAAUGAAGGCUUUGCAAUCUAUGGAGAAAAAAUACUUUUGGAUAAAUAUAAUUGAUUCUGCCCAAAUGUACUAUUACAUGUCGUGUGCGACAUGCCAUAGAAAAAUACGACAUAAGUAUAACGAAAUAAUUGUUUGUGAAAAUCCAAACUGCAAACAGCGAGGCACCCCUACACCACAUGCUAGGGCAUAUGUGCAACUAGAAGAUGAUACUAGAAAGCUCGAUGCUGUUAUGUUCGGAGAAGUAGUAGAAAAGACAUUUGGUAGUUCUGCAGUCCAGUUGAUGGAAAAUUCUACACAGGAAAUUCCUCAUCACAUUGAAAUUGUUGCAAAUAAAUUAGCAGGAAAAAAAUGGACAAUCAAAUUGUCUGGAGAUGAAGAAAAAAUGAAUAAUGUGAAAUACAAACAUUUCAUUAUUCUCUCAAUUGAAGCCAAACAAGAUAACAAUAAGGAUGAAUCAUCAUCCUAA